Molecule: messenger RNA, 4139 nt
Organism: Brassica oleracea var. oleracea
Lineage: Eukaryota; Viridiplantae; Streptophyta; Magnoliopsida; Brassicales; Brassicaceae
Exons: 12
Coding region: 446-3901 (1151 amino acids)
Source: RefSeq, a predicted model, not a curated record
UCACGGUAUAGGCUACUUGAGUGUGUUCGGUCUCGUCAACAAAAAUGGUGAUUUGCUGUCUGAACAACGCCUUCUCUCUCUUCUGAAUCUACUUUCUCGCUCCAAAAGUAGUUUUUAAACAAAAGAGAGACAAAUGGGAGAGAUAUCAAAUCCACUCAGAAGCAACUAAAGAACAAAAAGGGUUGUUCAGACAGUAACACCAUUUUGUUAAAAGAGUUUGGAGGGGGAGAAGAGUGAAGAAGAGCAGAUAAAACAAAGCAAUCGCCGCCAUUGUUAGGGCUUUUUUUAAGAAGCCAAUAAUAGACAGCAGAGAAAGAGACAUUGUUGAUAGCGAAUUUGAAUCGGAAAGAGACCCCCCAAGAUCUCUCUUUUUUUUUGUUUCCUUCCUUGUACUACCCUCAGGGGAGGACUUUGGUGAUUUUUUUAUUGGCGAAAGAGGGAGAAGAUGAGACCAUCAAUACCUCUUGACUAUGCUCUCUUCCAACUCUCCCCAAAGCGGUCAAGAUGUGAAUUGUUUGUCUCUACUGCGGGGUAUACUGAGAAGAUUGCUUCUGGACUGGUCAAACCGUUUGUUGCUCAUUUGAAAGUCGCUGAAGAGCAGGUGGCCAGGGAAGCUCUGUCUAUAAGGCUACAAGUUGAGAGCAGCAAAAAUGCUGGAACUUGGUUUACUAAAGCGACGCUCGAGAGGUUUGUACGCUUUGUUAGUACCCCAGAGGUUCUGGAAUUGGUUAGCGCUUUGGAUGAGGAAAUGUCUCAGUUAGAGGCUGCCCGUAAAAUAUACGGCGAGGGGACUGGUGACCAGCGAUCUGGUGCAAAAGAUGGCACAGAAACUACACCAGCGGCUGAUGUGACAAAGAAGGAGCUACUGAGAGCUAUUGAUUUACGGCUUGCAGCAGUUAGACAGGACUUGGAAACUGCUUGUAAUCGUGCUUCUGCUGCUGGUUUUAACCCAAUCACUGUCCCCGAACUUACUCAAUUUGCUGAUCGAUUUGGAGCCAGUCGCUUGAAUGACGCAUGCACCAAGUUUAUAGCAGUUUGCCAGAGAAGGCCAGAGCUUAUGAGCUCUUGGAGGUUGUUCAAUCAGGAACAAGAAGCUAUACGUUCGUCAUGGGAAUCUGAUAUGUCAAUUGAUGAUCCCACUGAAGAUCCAUCCAAAAACCUGGGAAGUGGUAUGGAAGAGAAAAGUGUAACAGCGACCAGAUACUCCCAGCAAGAAGCAAAGCUUAUGCCACAGAGUAGUCAUGGUGAAAAGGAUGAAGAAGAGGAAAAAACUCCUGUGCAAAACGAGCCAUUAGCAAGCCAGACUAGGCAACUAACGAGACGGCUCAGUGUGCAGGAGAGGAUCAACCUAUUUGAAAACAAGCAGAAAGAAAACUCUGGAGGGAAAACAGCUGUGGUGGUGAAACCCACUGAUCUGAAAAGGCUCUCUUCUGAUUUAUCAUCUUCCGCAGGGGUGGAAAAAGCUGUGGUACGGAGAUGGAGUGGUGCUAGUGACAUGAGCAUUGAUUUGGGAAAUGAUAGGAAGGAUGUGGCUGGUGAUAGUCCCUCGUCGUCAUCAGUGUCCAAAGAUGGAAGUGGUGGUAUAUCUUCAAAACAAUCUGUUGGAUGCAAUAAAAGAGAGCAUAACGGGUUGAGUCAUACUGAGAAUCCUCAUAAGAAUGAAGAUGAAUGUAGUUCCAACAGUACUGGUGACAUGGGAACGGAUAAAGUAGAGUCCCAUAAAUCAAGCUCUCCUUUCUUACGGAAAGACAAGGAGGUAGACUUGAAGGUGCCUUUGGAUUACUCAGGGAAUGCAAAUAUAGAUGAUGAGUCCAAUAACAAAAUUGGAGAUUUUGAAUCAGAUAAGCAGGAUCAAAUACAGUUUAGAGAUCCUCGGAGUCAUUCAUUGUCUACAUUACAUCAGUUAAGUGGUACUGAAUCUAGUCUCACUAGUGUUCGGAGCAAUGGAGGAACUGCGGAGUCUCCUAGGAGAGAAUCUUCAGCUACUAGGCAAUCACCACCAGCUGAGGAUCGCCAGGGAAAGACACAACUCUAUGGAGGUACUGAACAGAUGAGAAGACCACAUGGUAGAAGGGCUGAAACUGGUUCUGCCGAUGUAAAUAAAAAGCCACCUUCAGCCAUUAAUAUUAGUGUGUCAGACAUCUCAGAGAGUGAUACUUUGAACCAAAUGUCCCCGGCAGAGCAAGUUCAAAGGGCCAGAGCCUCUAAGGGAAGUCAAGAGCUGAAUGAUGAAUUGAAAGUGAAAGCAAACGAGCUUGAAAAGCUAUUUGCUGAACACAUGCUCCGUGUCCCCGGGGAUCAAUCCAGUUCUGUCCGUAGAGGCAAGCCUGUAAAGCCGAGUGAACAAGCUGUGACGUCACAGCUCAGAAGACCUGUAGCAGAGGAUCUAAUCACAAGUUCAAAUGAUGAAGACAAGUUCAAAACUCCACCAACUGUGAAGGCGGUUGCUAACAGUGACUAUGGAGACACCACAAGGCAAAAACUUCCAGAAAUCAGCUUUUCAGAUAGCUCUAGAGGAAAGUUCUAUGAGGAGUAUAUGCAGAAGAGAGACGCCAAGCUGAAGGAAGACUGGAGUUCAAGAAGGACCGAGAAGGAAGCCAAGUUGAAGGUGAUGCAAGAUGUACUUGAUCGCAGUAACGCUGAGAUGAAAACCAAGUUUUCUCAGUCUACUGCAAGACGUGACUCAGAUGCUAGACGUGCAGAGAAGCUUGUGUACUUCAACUCUAGGCUUAGUGCUAGACAGGAUCAGCAUCCAAUUAGCUCAUUCCAGAGUGAAGAAGAGGAAGAUGUUUCCAGGAGCACACAGAAUACGAAGCUACAACAAAACAAAAACACUUCUCGAACCAUUACUACAUCAGCUUCACGCUCUGCAGCCAAAGUGUCUACACCCAGUUCCGCUAGGCGGAGAGGACAAGACAAGCUUCUUGCACAGUCAGUCCCUAACUUCGCCGAGUUCAAGAAGGAAGGCAUGAAGCAACCAUCCUCAGGAGUUGGGAGAAAUGGUGUCCGCUCACAGGCGAGAAGCUCCGUGAGACCGAAGGCUGUAAUAACUGAAGAAGAGAAGCUGAGAAGGCCGACAAACUUCAGAAAAGUUGCUGCUGAAGCUGCUGCUCCAGAGGAUGAUGCUGUUUCUGUACCUCUGAAUCUUGAGCAAGAGCAAAGCGGGAGAAAGGCUUCAGAAGGAUCCGAUGCAUCAGACGAAAUGGAGAAAGAGGAGGUGGAAGAUGUGCUUGGUGAUGACACAGAAGCUGAAGCUUUUACUGACGCAGAAAACGAGAAGUCAAGACUUAGUCAAGACUUUGAAGAUGGUGAAUCUAUAGCUUCUCAGCUUGACCCUGGUUCAAACGCUGAGUUACCUAUAGCUUCUAGGCAUCACCAAACCAUCGGUUCGUUUCUGGAUGCACGAGUGAAGCAGCAGCAGUAUCAAAACGAGGCAUCUGAGCUUGAUGCUUCAGUGGACUCUCCAGUGGACAGUCCUACUUUCUGGAGCCUUAGCCACACAGAGAAUGAUACAACUCAAAUGAGAAAGAAAUGGGGAGCUGCUGAGAAUAAACAAGAUGUGACGAAAGGGUUGAAAAGGCUUUUGAACUUUGGAAGGAAGAACCGUGCGGCUGAGAAUUUGGCUGACUGGAUAUCCGCUACGACCUCUGAAGGGGAUGAUGAUACCGAAGAUGGAAAAGAUCUCGCGUAUAGAUCAUCAGAAGACUUGAGAAAGUCGAGAUUCUUACAAACUCAGCCCUCUGAUGAUAGCUUCAACGAGAGUGAGCUAUUCAAUGAACAAGCACGAACCACUAGCGCACCAUUGAGCUUUAAACUGAAGGAGGAUCAGAUGUCUGGAGCUUCUGUAAAAGCACCAAGGUCAUUCUUUUCACUCUCCAAUUUUCGAAGCAAGGGGAAAUGAUUUCGAAACACAAAGGUUCAUAGGAUCCAAGCGAAUGAAAAGAUAAAAAGGAUUCUAUGUGCUUUUUUGUUUUCGGGCGAAUGUAUCAUUGAGAAUAGUUUCUCCUUUAUUCAAUAUAUCAUCCUAUGUAUGUGAUAGUGGUUUUGAGCCUACAUUUGUAAAUUGUAUCAAACCUGAAAACAUGUCUUUAUCGGUUUGGUAUCAAUGUGAUUUUGGUAGUACAAACAAAAUAAAAGGA